Messenger RNA from Chara braunii, 2723 nucleotides. Lineage: Eukaryota; Viridiplantae; Streptophyta; Charophyceae; Charales; Characeae. The record is from the annotation of a GenBank genome assembly.
GGAGGAUCACAUGAGAGGGGGGUGAGUUCUAUUCAUCUCGAAGCUCAAGGCCACUCAGGAGGAUCUGACUGAUAUGACCAGCAAGUACCGUGACUUGAUGGUAGAGGUUGCUGCGUUGAGACAGGCCCAAGUAACCAAUCCUCUUCCUCUACCCCCUGGUUUCGGAGCUGCAAUUGAGACUAAUCUUGCCCCUCUUACCGUAUCUACUUUUGCUGCUUCCUUGAGUGUGAUGGUGAACCCCUCUGGACCUGCGGCAGGUGCAGAUUCCGCUGCUGCUGUAACCAGCAACGAGGCAGGAAACUUUGCAACUACUGCAGCCCUAAGAUCGAAACCAGCAGUUGCUGGUUCCAGCUACGCUGGUCCCCAUGUGGACCGAAAGGCGGUGCAAAUACCGUCUAAGUACGACAACAAAGAAGACAUUGAAUCUUGGAUCAGCUCCAUGAGGGCAUACUUCGAGGUGUUGGGGACUCAGCUAGAAACCCAGCCAGUGAUCAUGGGAAUGAAUGUCGAGCCGAUUGUACGGGGCUUCCCAGAAGUCCAAGCUACGCGGGCUGGGGUUCCAAAGAUCAAACUGACAAGGUGGCUUAAGGCCACCCCGGUUGCCUCCCUCGAGAAGCUCCUCAUUGCCCAGUAUAAGGAUCCACAUGCUACAGCAAGGGCAAGAAGCCAACUUGACAAAAUCAAACGCAGCAAGUGGACGGGCUCCAUGAAAAGCCUGCAAACCUAUCUCAGCAAGAUGUUUGCUACACCUGGUCUUGAGCUGACUGACCAAUCUUGCUUGGAUGUGGUCAAGGGCGCAGUCCCCACCAGUCUUACUAGUCGGUGCAAGGUCUUCUCCAAGAUCGAUCUCAAGUCUGGGUGCCACCAGAUUGAAGUCGAUCGUGCGGACCAGCACAAAACUGCGUUCAAAACACGCGAUGGGCUUUACGAGUUUACCGUAAUGCCCUUCGGUCUCACGAACGCACCGACCACCUUCCAAAGCCUCAUGGACAAAGUCCUUCACGAACAGAUUGGUCGGUCCAUGGUGGUCUACCUCGAUGACAUACUAAUCUUCAGCAAGUCCAUGGAGGAACACCUCAAGCACCUCGAGGAAGUAUUGACCAUCCUCAAGAAGACGCAACUUCAUCUCAACUUAGAGAAAUCUGAGUUUGGGAAGGAUAGUGUCAUCUAUCUUGGGCACCAGUCGUCUGCUGCAGGCCUAGAGCCUAAGGCAACCAAGGUGGAGGUCAUACGCAACUGGCCUCAGCCCGUGAAUGUUCGUGAACUGCGCUCUUUUCUUGGUCUCACGUCAUACUAUCGGAAGUUUGUGCCCCGCUUCUCCAUUGUUGCGCGUCCAUUGUCUCAACUGACAAGUAAGAAUGUUCCCUAUUCUUGGGACACCGCGUGCACGAACGCCUUUCAAGCUUUGAAAGACGCCUUGGUUUGUUAUAACCGAGUAGCUGAUGCUUUGUCUCGCCACCCUGAGUAUAUGACGUGCCUUGUGAAAUCCUACGACCUCCGGAAGAAACUGAAGGAGGAGCUCGUAGAGCACACAGCCAAGGAUCUGGAGCUUAGUCCCAUCCUUGAGCAGCUGCGGGCUGACCCUAGCAAUCAGCCUGAUUUUCACGAGUAUGGGGGACUGGUUUUCCGUCGCUACGGGAACCACGACCGUUUGUGUGUACCCAACCAUGAGCCUCUCCGCACGCACUUUCUGGAUUUGGCUCAUGGCCGGAGCGAACACUUCGGCAUGGCAAAGACGUAUGCAAAUCUGCUACGACAGUUUGAUUGGUCUGGCAUGGAAGGGACUGCUGAAAAGUUUGUGGCUGAGUGUCAAGUUUGUCAACGAAUCAAACCAUGCAAACAAAAGCCCAUGGGGUUACUCACACCCCUUCCCAUUCCCGAUGGUCCCGGGGAGUCCGUCUCCAUCGACUUCACUGACAUGGGAAAGAUCCAUAAUCCGCUCUCCUACCUAUUCCCUGAGCAGCCAGCUGGCUUAACACCCGACAGGCCUGGCUUCAGGGCCAAGUAUGAUCGCUUGCUCGAUAUUGCCAUUGCAGCCACAACCAAGCGACAGCACGCCAUGAUCCAUCACCCGAACAAGAGGCACCAACCGUCGGACAUUCAGGUAGGAAGCUAUGUCCGACUCAAGAUGUCUGAAUUCUCAGAAGAAGAAGGGGUCUCUCGCAAACUUCUCCCACUCUAUUACGGACCGUGGGAAGUUUUGGAUGUGACUGGCGAAAACCACUUUGGCCCUUCGUACGUAGUUGAUGUGCCAGCCCAUCUGCGCACAUACCCCAUGUUCCAUGCAUCGAAACUGUACCUCCACCGUGAUGCUAAGACGCUCGAUUAUCGCGAAGACAUGAUCCCUCGUGCAAUCAAAAGCGGGCAUGAGAUAGACAGAAUUAAACAGCACAUAGGGAAAGGACGCAACAGAUCGUACCAGGUUCACUUCAUGUAUCACCCGUUGGAUGAUCUGUACCGGAUUUCCAAGCAGGAACUGCUACGCAGCGCCCCACACGUUGUUAAGGGCUACGAGCAUCAAAUUGCAGUUGACGCUACUCCUAAGAUCUCCGCAAGGCUUACUGCGACGGAGUAUUCUAGGAACCUCUUUGCCGUGCUUGCUUACGAUGCGUUUGUCGAGGACUCAGAGUGAGUUACUCACUCGAAGGGACCUCACUCUUGAGGGGGGGGUAGUGUGAUGACCCGUCCAAACAUGGACUGAAACACACGACUGAUUUCUGAGU